GGCUUUGUUGUCCAAAUCAUUAGAGAGAUUCCUGAGUCCAAUGGCCACGCUGGAGACCUCUCAUUUCUGUAGCUCCUCUGAUGGAAGGAGGCGGGAGGGAUGGAUCAAUAGAUGUGAUCUGCUUCUGGGCCGGCUGUGUCUCGUGGUCCUGCUGGAGAAUGGGGCUCAUGUUGUCGCGGUGGACUGAGCUCAUGGCUUUUUAAAGACUAUAAUGACAUAACUGUGAAGCAGCUAAAUAUAAUCCUUUGCUGCAGUCCUUAAAAAAACAUAAUUAUCCAGUCUGCGGUCUCCUCAAGUGGUAACAUUGCACAUGUCACUAGCUUGCCCACUAUUGAUCUGGGACCCUCCUUUUCAGUUGUAACAAUAAACACUUCUUUCUCUGACUCUUUUUUUCUCUUUGCUUUAGAGAUGUACCAAUCAGAUUUUUCCUGGCUAACACUAAUUUUUGUUUUUUACUUCUCUCAUUUAUCUUCUGCUGAUUUCAAUUUUGCUACAGAUUUUUUAUAUUAGGAAUGUGGUAAAAAUGUGUCGCAGAUUCUUUGAUCAAGUCAAGUUUAUUUCUACAGCACAUUUCAGCAACAAGGUAGUUCAAAAUGCUUUGCAUGAUAAUAUAAUACAGCAACCAAUUAUAAAACAAGCAAUAAACAUUACAUGUUAGUAGCAUCUAUCAAUAGCUUUUGUAAUUUUUUUAAAUUUAAAAUUUUUUGUUGAUUUUAAUAUCAAGUACAAACACAAGGAACAAAAAAGCCCAGUAAAGGCUUCCACACACAAUAAUGAAAACAGCAAACCAGCAAAAAAAAUAAAACAAAAACAUUAAUAAGAGUCAAAGUGCAAUUAGCUUCUUCCUUCAGUCCGUGUCACCUCAUAACCACUCCAAGCUCAAAAAUGAGCAAAUAAAUAAAAAAAAUAAGAAAAGACUAAAGUCUUAGGAAUUAAGUAGGAAAGACUUUAAUUACAUCUGGUUUGUAGUUCAGAUUGUCAAACAGUUUUUCUUAAGAAAGAUUGGCGGAUAUCUAAGUAAUCCACAUAUUCAUUGUGGGAAAGGUGCAUUCAAGUGUCUUUUAGCUUUAAACUCUAGGUGGUUUAAGUUUUGAUGCAUUUAAUGAAUAAGAGAAAUCUAAAUUUAAUCAGAGGUAAUGAUAUGUUUCAAUCUCCGUCCAACUGAUCGUUGCAUCUGAACUUUUCUUCAUGUUUUUUCCUUUCUUACUUUGUCUUCCUGCUCUUCCUGAUUCCAUUUUUUUUUUAUCUUUCCUUUUGUUUGCCUCUAUGGAUCUGCACAUCAUAAAUCUCUGUCAGCUUCUCCUGAGUGUCUGGCAUAUCUGUUAAUAAAGAGGACCCUCCUCUCUUUCAGGUCCACCUCUCCUCCCUCCUCCUCCCCUCAGUCAUCUCUCUCUGCCAGAGCAGGACUAAUGAAUGAGAAACUCCAAAAUUAGAGGCCUCUCCGUCAUAGAUUGGAUUGGUCCCUCUGGAGUGCUGGGUUUGCCUCCAACCUAACCACAGCCAUCAAACCAACACUCCUCCCCCAAUAUUUCCAUUUUUUAUAUUCUGUAUUUAGCAGGAACAUGCAUUUGAACACACGUUUGUGCUCACUGUCCCAGGAGUAAUUCAGCCUCGUAUUCCCCUGAUGGUCUGCAACUUGAAAUCAGAGAAGCAAAAUCCAGACAGCAUAUUUUUGGAGAAUUGCACUUUUUUCAACAUCAAACGGGUUCAUAGCAAAAAUGUUGGCUCUUGUGUCAGAACACAACUCAAGCACCCAAAAAUGGCUGCUGAAUAGAAUGGCCGCUGAUGAACGGCAUCUACCGUCCAGCUGUGGGUCCUACAUCAAGACAGAGCCAUCCAGCCCCUCCUCGGUCAUCGACACGGUCAGCCACCACAGUCCCAGCGGAAAUUCGGAUGCCAGUGGUGGCUAUGUCAGUACCAUGAACAGCCACUCUAACGGCCUGGACUCUCCACCCAUGUUCACCCCCGGUGGGCUCGGCGCCGGUUCCUGCCGCAAGCGCUACGACGAUUGCUCCAGCACCAUCAUGGAGGACUCGUCCAUAAAGUGCGAAUACAUGUUAAACUCCCUCCCCAAGAGGCUGUGCCUGGUCUGUGGAGAUAUAGCCUCGGGGUAUCACUAUGGGGUAGCUUCUUGUGAGGCCUGCAAAGCCUUUUUUAAAAGGACAAUACAAGGUAACAUAGAAUACAGCUGUCCUGCCACAAAUGAAUGUGAGAUCACAAAACGGCGACGCAAAUCAUGUCAGGCUUGUCGCUUCAUGAAAUGCCUCAAAGUGGGGAUGCUCAAAGAAGGUAAGAAGAGGGUUCGUUUGGACCGUGUGCGAGGGGGCAGACAGAAGUACAAGCGGAGGCUGGACACAGAAAACAGCCCAUACCUGGGCUUGACGCUCCCCCCUCCUACUAAAAAGCCUCUCACAAAGAUAGUGUCUCACCUGUUGGUGGCCGAGCCAGAAAAGAUCUAUGCCAUGCCUGACCCGACCAUGCCAGAGAGUGACAUCAAGGCUCUUACCACGCUGUGUGACCUGGCUGACCGCGAGCUUGUGGUCAUCAUUGGCUGGGCCAAACACAUCCCAGGCUUCUCCACCCUCUCUCUGGGAGACCAGAUGAGCUUACUGCAGAGCGCCUGGAUGGAAAUCCUCAUCCUUAGCAUCGUGUUCCGCUCGUUGCCGUACGAGGACGAGCUGGUGUACGCCGAGGACUACAUCAUGGACGAGGAGCACUCGCGGCUGACGGGUCUGCUUGACCUCUAUGUCUCCAUCCUGCAGCUGGUGCGGAAGUACAAGAAGCUCAAGGUGGAGAAGGAGGAAUUUGUGACCCUCAAAGCCAUCGCUCUCGCCAACUCAGACUCCAUGCACAUAGAAGACAUGGAGGCGGUCCAGAAACUGCAGGACGCUCUCCACGAGGCCCUUCAGGACUUCGAGAGCAGCCAGCAUCAGGAGGACCCGCGACGGGCUGGCAAGCUGCUCAUGACGCUGCCCCUGCUGAGGCAAACUGCAACUAAGGCUGUGCAGCACUUUUACAGCAUUAAGGUGCAGGGCAAGGUGCCCAUGCACAAACUCUUCCUGGAGAUGUUGGAGGCCAAGGUCUGAUUGGAGGCAGUGGGCUGCAACAAGAAGACAGAGAGUGACUUGAAUCAUGGCUGAGGGAUCUCAGAAGACAGAAUCGGCCAUGUAGUUUGCAGAGCAGAGACUGACAACUCCUCCUCUUUGCGGAACCUUGGGACUUUAAAUUCAAAAAGGAAAAAAAAAAACAAGUCAAAAACUUGGGUUAUUAGUAUAAAUAUAAAAUGAUGCAGAUUAAUUUAAAAUAUAUAAUAAAUGCUAUGUACAGUAAUAAUUUUCUUUUUGUAAUUGUCAGUGGUCAUGCUCUAUAUGAAGGACCUUCCUGCCCCUUUGCAUCUUCAGAACAAGUAGAAAGUUCCUAAAAAAAUGUUCUGAAGAAAGCAAAGGCGUCAACAACCAUAAGCAGACUCGUGUGUUGUUGUUUUUUGUCUGGACUUAACCAGGACAUGUAAAUAAUUAUUACUUGGAAAGCUGAGUGUACAGUUCAAAAUCCGACAAACUUGGUAACCAUGUUUUCUUCUUCUCCUCCUGCAAAAGAAAAAAAUGUAAAGAAAGAAAAAAAAGAGAGAAAUGAGGAAAAUUGUUACCUAAAUGUGAACUCUUAUCAAUUAAAUGUCCUUGGAUUAAUAUACCUCUCCUGAGCAGUAAGCAGUGUGAUCUUAGUGGAUCCUUCUCAGACUGAAAGACUCGCUGAAUCCAUGUUUAACCAACCUAGCAUAGGCAGGUAAAAUAGUCUUAUGUAGUAAUUCAGCAAUAAGAGGGACUGUGGAAAAGCCAUGCUUAAUUUUCAGUGUUUCAUGUGCUUUUCUUUGCUGCUAUUGCCUAAAGACCAUGCCUGUUCAUAGUCACUUUCACCUAUGCGAGUCACCACUUGUUCCCCUGUUGUACACUCAUAUUUCUCCUCUAGUGAAGAAGUUUGUGUUGGUGCUUCUCAAGCACUAAAACCCCAGAUUCAGCUGUCGCUUAAGCCUGUGGAAAUUGCUUCUUGACAUGCAAAUAGAUGACCGGAUUCAGUCCAUGUGAAAGAUAAUCAGUGGUUUCGGUGUGGAAGUUUCAAAGGAUUUAUGCCGGUUGAAGUCUAUGAGAUUCCUUGUUCAAACAAUCAGAGGCCUAUAUGUCAACCACACUAUUUUGGGCUCUUUAAGCCAGAGGGAGCAAGGUGUCCGGCAUCUGCUCUCACCAUUUUAGACACCUUCCAUCUUUUAAUAGCGGCGCCUGCAUUUAUGGGGCUUCAGCUGAAUGGAGGUAAAUAGCAGGUGCAAAGCAGGAUCUCUGGCGCUUCACAUUGGGUUUAUUUUUACCCAGUGGGCGGGGUGGGCGGUAGUCCGUACAGCCUCUGGACUAGGAGUACAAUGAACACAUGGACCACUCCUUGACCUCAUGUUGACUUGGUGGCCGAUGCAGAAUAACACCCAUCCCGCCGGUAUCCGUGAGAAUCUCGAGCGCCCAAUCAUGCACAUGUGAACAGCUAUGCAAGAAACAAAGUGUGCAUGCCUCAAAGGGCAAUGGUGUGUCUGUGCAAGGUGUGAUCUCUGGUGGGGGGGAAAUUGUCCUGCUUCUCCCCGUGUUUAGGUCCAUUACGCUAAGUGUGAGUAAUGCUUCAGUGCCAUCCGCCGCCCUCCACGUGCAGGGGAAUGUGCUGGUAGGGAAUGCUUAUACUGCUGUAGUGAUAAAUUGUGGCUAUGUCACAACAAUAUGAUACUGUGAUCAAAGGAAUCCCUGACAUUGCAUAGGUUAGAGUUGCGGCUACGCUUGUGAUAUCAAAGGCUAGCGGCGAUCGAGCGGUCAGCAGCUGCCUGAAUGGCCACUUAAUGGAGAAUAACUACUCCCCAGAUCAUCCUACACCUCCCUACUUGAACUACCCAGUGAACAAACGCUGCUGUAGUAGGUGAAAUUUAAGUUGUUUUACUGUUGUGCAAUACAGCAGGGACCAAUUCUGACUGAAAUCAUGCUAAAGGCAUGUAUUUAGACAGCAUAUUCAAAAUCUUUUAGGUAUAAAACAGUGUAAUUAGAUUUCAUUUGCAUGUAUUUCAGUUAAAAUUGCAGUAAAAAGAAAGAGAUAGCAAAGAACAAAAUUCAAAUAGAGGAAUGAAUAAAGCAACGGUUUUUCUCCUGCAAAAUGGCACUGUAUUACGUAUAAAACUUAUAUUAUAGGCAUGGGCCAAUGUGAGUCUCAACUUGAGUAGAAAUAUCACCUUUACAAGGUAUCACGGUUAUAACAAAGCGAGUUAAAACUGAACACACAAUAUGAUCUAAAUGCUUUUAUGCAAUUCCCAGCUGUAGUUUUAAAACAGAGUUCUCAUAAUAAGAGCCAGUUAAACUUCCACAACAUUCCCUUAUGGAAACUUUUAACUGCAGAAGCAAAAAUGUGGGAACUUGCAGCCAUAUUGUGAAGGGAAUGCUUAUCGGUAUAAAUUGUGACUAUCAUAACAUUUUGAUACUGUGAUCAAAGGAAUUUAUGACUCUCCCCUACUUGCUCUUGCCACUGUCCAACUAACUGCUUUCUAGAAGGAAGCUAUUUUAAUGUUGAACAAUUCAGCAAGGACCAGUUUUGACUGAAAACACUCUUAAGUGCUUUUUGAGUGAGCAACAUUUUAAAUAUUUUUUCUUAUAUUUGAAAUCAUUUUGGUCAAAACAAUGCAACCUUUAAUUUGCACUUAUAUCAGUAAAAAAAAAAAAUAAAUUAGCAAUUGUUUUGUAAACAAAAUUUUAUAGAUGGUCAAAAUUCUAGGGAAUAAUUUUUAACUUUUGAUAAUUUUUCUCUGCAUUGUGACACCACAGUAAGUGAAAGACAGAACUGGUCUGUGUGUGAGCCGGUAUAAGAGUCUCAUCUUGAGUAAAAAUAUGGUUGGUAAAGAUUUAAAACAAAAAUCUACAACAUGAUCACUUGAUUUGAAACAGCUUGCCAUAUGUUAUUAAGAGUGAUGGCUGGUCCAUGCUUUCCAGAAAUAAUAGCAAACUUUCAAUUCAGUCUUUUUUGUAAGUGUAAGAAAAACUUAAAAGGUUUCUUUAGCCCAGAUCGUAGCAAAAGGUGGGGGAAGGGCAGCAGUGCAUUACUCUAUGCACCACAUAGCCAGAGAAAACUCCACUCAGCCAGACAAUUUUCUCUGGCAACUAAUUAAAAUAACUUUAAACUAUAGGAAUGGUAUGGAGACUUUUUAAAAAUCUUGAUUAGAGUAACCGGCUCAUGCCUACUUACAAGUUGUUUCUGUAUGUGUAUUGUAAAUAUAUUAGCAUCAACAACAGUAGGUUGCCGAAAUACCACUGGAGAACUAAGUAUGCAGCGCCCCGCUGGCUACUACCUCAUCAAUAUAUUAUCAAUGUUCCUCUGGUUCAACUUUCUGCUCUCAUCUGUGACAUACCUGAGCCAUUAUUGUUUUUAUCAACCACCAAAAAAUAAAAUCUUUCAGUGCUCCUGCCAAAACAUUUGUAAUUGUAGUCAUGUUUCUUCUUAUCCCACUCAUUCUUCACAGGCGUUUGUAAAGGUAAAGCAUGCUUCAUGUCGACCGUACAACUUUAACGUUAGGGUGGAGCAAAGUGGGUGUGUGUUUAUAAGAGCAUUGUUGUGUCAGAGUUGGUCCCUUGAGAGAAACUGCAAACAGGGAGCAGGUAACUGAUUUCCUGCGUCUGUGUUCAGUAUUUAUGGUGUGAAAUAUAUCAUUUGGCAAUGGUGUACAUUGAUAUCUCUAAUUGUUGAAUCACCAAUAUCUGUGUAACUUCUGUUUUGAUUUUCAAAAAGGUAAAGGAUCAAUGAAUUAAAUACUCAAUGAACUCUGA
This is a messenger RNA of Gambusia affinis (western mosquitofish), 6836 nucleotides long. It is a transcript of the gene esrrb, whose product is annotated as estrogen-related receptor beta. Gene Ontology annotation, cellular component: nucleus. Lineage: Eukaryota; Metazoa; Chordata; Actinopteri; Cyprinodontiformes; Poeciliidae. The record is from RefSeq and is a predicted model, not a curated record. Gene Ontology annotation, biological process: regulation of DNA-templated transcription. The transcript has 8 exons. Bases 1719 to 3086 code for a protein of 455 amino acids. Gene Ontology annotation, molecular function: steroid binding; DNA-binding transcription factor activity; nuclear steroid receptor activity.